GAGAGUGGCUGUUUUUUGGGGGGGAAGGUGUGGCUUCUUUUAUUUACUCCUUUCUCUUGAUAUGUCACUUGUAGGAAACUGUGUACCUUCAUUGCCCAGGCAACCACUGGGCUCUUCUCUUCAGUAAGAAUCAUCUGAAACUGGACAUGUCUGAAUUCUUAAAACAGCCCAUCUUUACUCUCUGCUAUGAACCAAAGACUGGCAGUUGCUUUGGCUCCUUGGAUUCUCUCCCACCUCAGGACAGAGCCCUUGUACCUCUUUUGCUGAAUUCAGGGCUGCUGUCUGCUUGUUGGGAUCACGGUGAAGGAGAGGACAAAGUCCCUUGCUCACUGGAAGAGGGACAUAUUAAGCACUGCAACACCAGUCCCGAGCUGUUAGCAAUGGAUUUUGAAACCUGCUCAAGUUGGGAUGGUGUCUGUGACCAUGUUCUGUGACUCAUGAUCCAUGCCCUGUGAAGCAACCAAGGAAAAGAUCGGAUGCAAAAUGGACAGUGGGAUGCAGGCGUACAAAGGCAGAGCUGGGUGCUCCCCCAGGGCUCAGGCUGGGACAACCCCGGCAGUUUUUGGCUGCCAUAUGGAGGACCACACCAAGCGUGUCCAGCCCAUCCCGCUCCCGGCCAUGCAGCAGAACUUGAACUACGGGUACCCCCAGAUUUUUUGGGUGGAUGGCUGUGCUGAAGCAAGUACUUCCUGCCCCUCGGCACCCCCUGUUGCUCCUUUCCCACCACCAGUACCGGACCGGAGGAAAAAGCCAGGGAAAAACAGGGAAAGGAGGGGCUUCGACUUCCUGGUGAUCUACUUGCUGCUCCUGCUGGCCUUCGCUGGAAUGGGGCUGAGCAUGUUUCGAAUUUUUCACCUGGAGAAGGAACUGGCUGAACUCAGAGAGUCUGCCAGCGCUGAACACAUCCCUCCAGCUCUGGAGAAACUCAUAGGGCAGAAGGAGUCAAUGAAAAAAGAAGAAAGGAAGGCAGCACACUUAACAGGGAGCCCAUCCCAGCAGGGCCUCCCUCUAGAGUGGGAGCCCAUCUCUGGCCAUGCCUACACCAGUCACAUUCAGUACCGUGACCGGGGGCUUGUCAUCAAUGAGACCGGGCUGUACUUCGUGUACUCCAACGUGCUGUUCCGGGGCAAUGUCUGCGACAACCAGGUGCUCACACACAUUGUCUACAAGAGAAACCCGAGCUCCCCGGGCAGCUACGUGCUGAUGGAGGACAAAGGCAUCAACUACUGCACGGGUCACAGGACGUGGGCCCGGAAAAGCAGCCUGGGGGCUCUAUUCAGUCUCAGGAAGAUGGACAGUGUGCAUGUCAACGUCUCCAAAAUCGCUCUGGUUAAUUUUGAGGAAUCCAAGACUUUCUUCGGCUUGUUUAAGCUUUGAAAUGGAGUGUGGCCAGCAGCCCCCCCUCACACACACCCUAGGGUGUGAGGGCUGCCUGAGUGCAGUGGCCAAACCAGGGUCACACACCACAAAACUCACCAAGAAACCAUGUUUUGGCCUUCAGUGUGAAAGAGCUCAAGCCACUGGCAAAGGCUUGAAAGCAGACACCUGGGAAGCACCAGAGCUGUAUUGUGUCAACCUGAAGAGAACAGGACAUGUUCUCCUUACAAAAAAACCCCCAACAAACUCAAAAUGUGAUGUGCUGAAGACCCCAUUGAAACUCACUACUUGCUACCUGAGAAGAGGCUGGGGCCUGCGCCUCGCAUGGUGUCAUGGCCCUAGUGAGCUUGGGCCAGCAGAGACAGCUGGUGGGCAUUAUGGAGGUCCCUUGAGCCAGGACUGCAAGUGCCUGGGUUGUUCCACACUGCAGGGAGUGGUGUGGGAAUGAGUAGUGCCAGCAACUGCUCACCCCGGGCCAUGGCUGCCCACCCUGCCUGGGCACGGGGCUCUGUGCUUGCUGUCCGACAGGCACCUGCCUGCAAGCUGGGCUGUUACAGCUGGUAUGUUCAUUUUGUGUUUAGUUACUGAACUGUUCCCAUCCCAGAAAAUGCUCCUCAACCCCUUUAUUUAACUCAUCCCAACUGUCUUGCAAGGAACAUGCUAGAAGCAAUGGUGGCAUGAGGGGAGUUCUGACCCUGGAGUGGAACCAUGACCACACUUUGGGGGUGGGGCUGGUGGGGAGGCCACGUGCUGACAGGAUCUGAACAGCAGGGCAGUGAGGCUUAAGGUGAAAGCAGCACUUCCAACCCCCCUCCUGCCCUUUCAGUAUGCAAGGAUCCUCUG
Lepidothrix coronata (blue-crowned manakin) is the source of this 2220-nucleotide messenger RNA. It is a transcript of the gene FASLG, whose product is annotated as Fas ligand. The record is from RefSeq and is a predicted model, not a curated record. The transcript is spliced from 7 exons. Gene Ontology annotation, cellular component: membrane. Gene Ontology annotation, biological process: immune response; extrinsic apoptotic signaling pathway via death domain receptors; positive regulation of canonical NF-kappaB signal transduction. The coding region runs from base 445 to 1377 and encodes 310 amino acids. NCBI's taxonomy places the organism in Eukaryota, Metazoa, Chordata, Aves, Passeriformes, Pipridae. Gene Ontology annotation, molecular function: tumor necrosis factor receptor binding.